Messenger RNA from Notothenia coriiceps (black rockcod), 5977 nucleotides. It is a transcript of the gene bmp3, whose product is annotated as bone morphogenetic protein 3. NCBI's taxonomy places the organism in Eukaryota, Metazoa, Chordata, Actinopteri, Perciformes, Nototheniidae. The record is from RefSeq and is a predicted model, not a curated record. Gene Ontology annotation, biological process: osteoblast differentiation. Gene Ontology annotation, molecular function: cytokine activity; growth factor activity. Bases 313 to 1794 code for a protein of 493 amino acids. Gene Ontology annotation, cellular component: extracellular region. The transcript has 3 exons.
GUCCCACAAGUCCUAUAAUACCAAGCACAACAUGUUUUACCUUCAAUGAAAGCUGAGACGGGGGGACGGUUGACUGCUGCCCUGAAAUCAGUUCAUUGCUUGGGUGCAAAACCAAAUGCGUCGCUUUUUUAGCAGCCUACUUCUGCCGCAUCUGUUGCACCUUCUCCAGCGCUCCAAUACUGUUAUCAUUGACUGACUUUAACAGCCCUGAGAGACAAUUUGGAUAACGCUCUCAUUUUCCCACCUCCCUCUCUUGCUGUGCCUGGUGUCAAAGGUGAUGGUAUCAUUUUCUAAGAGAGGACUCCUCAGGUGAUGGUAUGUUUUUCCGGAGGUAGAGACCACAUUUGGAAACUUGCUAGACUUUCCACAAAUAGUUAUCUUUUCUGCUUCUACCUUCACUUUUGCUCGAGCAUGGCUCUUUACUCUCGAUUCGUGGUCGUGCUGCUCUACGGAUGGAGUUAUCUGUGCGUUGGAUACUGCGCGAUGCUGAAAACAGACAGUUUCUCAGACAAACGAAAGGUGGAUUUUACGCAUUCAGAGGAUAAAAAGCACCCUGCGAAAGACGACCAGGAUCUGCUUUUACAGGAUACAAUGACGGAACACAUGCAGAUGCUUUACGCGAAGUACAACCGGGCUGGAUUUCCCUUCAAGGACGGCAACACUGUCCGCAGUUUCAAAGCGCAAUGGGGUACGAUAAACAACAAGCAGCUGCAGAUUUUCAACCUCACCGCCCUCACCAAAUCGGAAGACGUUUUGUCUGCCACUCUUCAUUACUACAUCGGAGACCUUCAGAACAGAACCCAGGGCUGCUCCAGGUCCAAAAGCUGUGGUCGCCAUGGCCCCCGGAGGCACAACCACAUCCACAUGGUCAUAUGGAGCUUUGCCUCUGUGGAUAACGAGAUAAGGACUCUUGGACACUUCCGGAUUAACGUGUCCACCCUCUACAGGGACUUCAUAUCCUGGCAGUGGAAGGACAUAACUCGUGUGGUCAACCAGGCCAAACACCACGACGAGCUGCUCAUAGGGAUCGAUGUGACUUCACAAGGGCCCCAGCAGUGGAAGAAGCUCCUGUCUGACCGCUCGCCCUACAUCUUGGUUUACGCCAAUGACUCUGCCAUUUCAGAACCUGAAAGUGUGGUAGCCACCCUCCAGAGACACCACUCGGUGGGAGGAGAGGGCUCCAUUUCCCAAUUGGGACUGCGUGAGCGAAACACCACUGAACAAGAACAACCGCAGGCCAGAAACAAGCGCUCAGUGAAUGUUCUGCUCCCGUUGCAGAACAAUGAACUUCCCGGGCCCGAGUAUCCGUACGAGACGACCGGGUGGGAUGAGACGAGUCCGUACGAAACUUUUGAAAACAAGCAGGCCCGUCGCCCACGUAAAAAGACACGCAAGAACCAGCGGCACAAGAUGCCUCUGCUUCAGUUCGACGAGCAAACGAUUAAAAAGGCUCGAAAGAAGCAGUGGAACGAGCCUAGAAACUGUGCUCGGAGAUACCUGAAAGUGGACUUUGCUGACAUUGGAUGGAGUGAAUGGAUUAUAUCACCAAAGUCGUUUGAUGCCUACUACUGCUCAGGGUCUUGCCAGUUCCCCAUGCCAAAGGCUCUGAAGCCCUCUAACCAUGCCACCAUCCAGAGCAUAGUGCGGGCGGUGGGCGUCGUCCCCGGCAUCCCCGAGCCAUGCUGUGUCCCAGAGAAGAUGUCUUCUCUCAGCAUCCUCUUCUUCGAUGAAGACAAGAACGUGGUGCUGAAAGUGUACCCCAACAUGACUGUAGAUUCUUGUGCCUGUAGAUAGUUUAUUCCCCCCCCCCGCUUAAACGCCUGUUCAUAAAAAAACUCAGCAAAGGAAAAAAAUGCAGCCAAAACGACACACUCUCCUCCUGUUCCCUCAGUCUUACUUUCCUUCACUUCCAAACCCCCCUUUGAACCCAACUUCCGUUUUGCACUGGAGGAGAGUCGCGCCUGUUGUUCCAGGUGAAGAGGAGACUGUUGAUGGGAAGGAAUGGAUCCUGUGAGUUGUCCUCGUGGUAGAUAACUGGAAUGGAAAUUCAAAUCUCCAUGCUCCCAUUUCACCACUUUAUGUCUUUACCAUCGCUGCUCAACUAUCCGUCAGGCGAUGAAUGAAUCACAAACUCAGUAUCAAGCUAUGCAAAUGGUGAUCGAGGCUUAAUAGAGGCAAGAACUGAAGGAAAAGUCUAUUUUCAGUUCAAACUGAUGCCUCUGUUGUGGAUCAUUCUCAUCUUUCUCUCCUUUACAGCUUGAAGUUGUCAUUACCACCAAGUCUAUGCUCGCACUUGCAUGGUUUUUGUUACUAUUUGUAUCUAUUUAUGUCUGUACUAUCACUGUGUUAUUCACUAUAUGAGAAGUUAUUGUAUAAUUAUUGGCUUGGCUGCUAUAGAGAGAUAUAUUAGAUUCCAAAGCCAGUGAUGUAGACGGUACAGUAGAUAGCCGUACAUAUUUGUGUUUAGCUCCGUUGUUGUACAGAACCCACAUUUUUAAGAGUUUAUUAUAUUCGGAAGUGUAAGCUACUUUCAUUCGUGGUCUUUGUUAACAGUUGGAAUUGGGGAGUUUUAUUAUUGGUUCGCCAAGAAAAGGUUUUACAAGCAAAUUAUUUUCAAAAAUAUAAAGGGAUACAGUAUAUCAAAAGGAUAAACAUUGAACAAGGGAUGUCAUUGUGUGUUUUUCACAAGUGUAAAACCACAGGACUCAAUGCUCAGAAAGAAGAGUUGUAAAAUCUUGGCAGACAUAAGGGAUUAAUAAAAAAAGGUACAUUUGAAUCUUAGACUAUUUGUUGUUGGUAUUCAGUUUAGAACAAUAUGCCAGUGCAUUAUUUUUAAAAAGUAUUUACAGAUUAGGAUAACAUUUAUGAAAAAAACGUUCAUAAACUACCAGAAACUACGUUUGCUGACCCAUGCAAGCGCGCUACAACGGCCCUAUACACUUACACUAUUAGAAAACGAGCUGCACUUUCAAAAAAUAUACAAAUAAAAAAUCACAAAUAUGCCAAAAGACGUGCAAAUGAAUUUGUUGAGCUUCUUGCAGCGUUUUAAUAUAUACAGCGUUAAGUCGGUGAAGAUGUUUCUUCAUUUGCAUGUGUUUUAGCACAUUUGUGUUUUUUUAUAUGCAUAAUAUUUUGAUCUUUCAGUGGAUGGAAGUGUUUUGGGCCGUUAUAACGCAUCUGCACCCGUCGGCCACCGUAAGGAUCCUUCUAGGAAAAUCAAUUUAUAAAUAAAAAAAGUCUGUAUCAAGUCAAUACACUCCGCUGAACUUAAGGCUCCUUAUUUAUGGCUUGGGGUUAGAUUUUGACCAAUAGUCAUUGAAAAUGUCACUUACAAGUUUGAGAUAUCAUUGUUUUUUCUGCUACCAAAAAAUUGAAGUGAUCCUGUUUCUGCUAAUUAAAAAGUAAAGAUGACUAUAAAUACAAAUGAUGAGUAAUACUUAUAAUAUAUUGAAAGAUCAAGAAGAUCUGAUCUAUAUCUUUCUUGGUAGCAUAAGCCUUUAAUAUUACUGUAUGGAGCAGGUUUAUAUAAAUCAUUAAGGGGGGUCUUUUUCGAUCACAUGUACUUUGCUUCAGGUCAGCAUUUGAAACGAAGAGCAGUUACUGUGUCAUAAUGUUGUGAAUUAUCAUCAAAGUCCAUAAAACCAAAUAUUUAUUCAGAGCAAAUAGACUGAAAUAUAGCAGCAAACCUUUUUUUCUAUAGACUUGUACAUUGUUUUUGUAUAUAGCUCACAAUAUGAGGAUGAUAUUCCAAUGUGUCUUUGAGAUAGAAGUGCCUUUUGAAUGGGUGGAUUCCUGUUUUCAAAGAGUUUGAUUUGAUUCAUGGCCUUUUCAGAGCUCAGUCUGUAAUGACGCUGAAGUCAAAGCAAGCAGCCUGGAAUAGUUAUUUUUGAUGGUACAGAAUACAAUGGGUGAACAUAGUGCAUAUUCUUUUGAAAAGUAUGAAUUAGAAUUUAUUCCAAAAUGUAUUACAAUAAAUUCACUAUUUUGAUAUUUCAGAGACAUUUAUUUUGUGUCAGGCAGAUUUGUUAACCUUAUAUAUUUUGUAAUGAUGCUUUUUCCAGUUUGUGCUUCUUCAUCUUGUUCCAAUACAGAUUUUAUCAAGGUGUGUUAGAAUCAAAUGGCUUCCACUGGUUGUGCCAGUAUAACAUUGCAGACUGCUGACAAGUCGUUUUCGGGGCCUUUCUUUUUACGUAUUUGAACCCGUUUCUAAAUCUCACUAAUGUAUUUUGGAGUACAAAUAUCGAAGACCCUUAUAUAACGUACAUAUCAGCAGUUUAUAAAAGCUUGCUCACUGUUCAACACUAUCUUGUAAAUGUUAUGCUGUAGGUAAAAAAAUAAAUGCUUGUACAAUAAGCUUCAUAAAAUAUAUUUGUAUAUGGAAAAGACCUUUAACAUGCAUCUAUUUAUUUUCUGUAUGUUGCAUAUCUUGUACAAGUGUGGCCUGGCCCAAGGCACAAACGCUCUGAUAUGUCGAUGGUCUUUAUAUCUGUGAUGGACAUCUGUCACCAAUAAAGUGUGGUGAACCGCUUUAUAGGUCCCCCAUCUGCGCUCUGACCAUCCUUACAAAGCAUUCAAAGACAUGAAUAAAAGUAUGCAAGACUCAGAUUUAUCAUCAAUUUUUUAUUUUGGUUUUCAAACAUGAUUUGGAAGGUAGUCGCACAAAACAAUGCACAAUUAAAAAAUUAAAAAAUUGUAGUUUAUUUUUCACUCCUAUUUUACCAUUCUGCAAUAUUUCUCAAUUCACUAGCAACAUUAAGGAGCGUGCUCAAUAAUGGCCUUGGCUAGCCUUAUACCAUUGAAUUGCUACCCAAAAACCUCAUUUAUUUUCAAAAUAAAGUCAGACAUGAGUUCCCCAUAUAGUGGUGCAGUGACAUAUCAAGACAUCAACACCACUUUUAAGAUUUUUGAAGCCUAAAUGCAUUCACCAGUAUUAAAAUGCUAACAAUACUAUCAAAUAACUACAUCAGGGUCACAUGACUGCGUGUCACCAGCGCUAAACUAAAGGCUAACUCAUGUUCUGAUUGACAAUGUUUUGUAUUCUUAUUUAGAAACUUGUUAGCAUCCGCCAUUUUUGGGACACAGAAGUUUUUUUUUUUUCAUUUUCAAAAACAAUUGAGAGGACGUGUUCGUCCACCACUUUAGUUUUGGCUGUUUCACCGGUUGUAGAUUCAGAGCUUUGUGGGAAGGUUUCAAAAUGUGUACAUCAUUUUUUGCUAAAGCUAGCACUGGAAAUUACCAUUAGAAAAAAUGUAUUGAUGACAUUAGGGCUGUACCGAACAGCUUUGAACCUUCACUUAUUUGCGUUCGAUAUCCAUAUCAGCAUGUUGAUGUUGCAGGGAUUUGUAUUGUUUUUUAGUCAAUUCAUUGUGUUUGCGUCUUGUAUUCCUGCAGAUAAAUAUAAGCCUAUACAAUGGUUGCAGAACUAGAUUCCAGUGGUGUCUGCGAGAGGAUUGUUCACAACUCGUGUGAUACAAAGUUUUCCAAUAACUGUCAAGUGGAAAUGUAUUGAAAGAUACUGUCUAACUAAAUAUUCUGCUUCAACCCAUAUUUGUUGGUUCUAUCGCAAAGAAACCAAAAUGUUUUAUUAUUUCUCUCGCACUCGAACCACACAAAGACUGACACGCACUGAUUAGUUAUUUCCAUUAAAUAUUUAUUUAUUAUUAACCGUGGUGUUUUAAGUGAUAAGACAUACGGAGCUUCAUUCUAACACCCUAAAUAGAACUUUCACAUUAUAAAAAUGACAUUCGGUUUGGCUAUUGCAAAACAAAACAUAACAUAACUUUCUGCCAAACAUACAUUUGCUUACAUUAACAUGACGUCAUGAUUAUUUAGGUGAUCUGAAUACAAAUAUAAUUUGAUUGUCAGGCCUUGAACUGCAACAAUUAUUAAUGUCAUUACAAACCUCUUUGUUUGACAAGUCAAAAUGUCCUCAGUGAGAAAAGAUCUGCAACUAUUGGUAUUACACUUAAAAAAAAAA